Saccostrea echinata is the source of this 1454-nucleotide messenger RNA. RefSeq lists its product as uncharacterized. The transcript has 6 exons. The coding region runs from base 141 to 959 and encodes 272 amino acids. The record is from RefSeq and is a predicted model, not a curated record. NCBI's taxonomy places the organism in Eukaryota, Metazoa, Mollusca, Bivalvia, Ostreida, Ostreidae.
UACACUCCGCGUCACUGUAAGGAUGAGCCAGUGGACCAGGUUAGAGGUUGUUUCACCGACCUCCGACGGAAGGACCCGAAUGGUUUUCCCGCCGCACGUGCAGCGUCAGAUUAAUUCCCGCGCUCAGAUCAGUGAAACGAAUGAUGGCCAGAAAUAUGCUAAGAACAAAAGUCUACAUUUUGACAGAAAAGAUUAGGCGGAAAAACGACCGGGGCUCUUUCCUAAUCACCAUGGCCUAUGUAGACCUUGAGAAAUCCGUCAAACAAAUUACAUUACCACACCUGAAGCACUUUGAAAACAGCCUUCAAAAAGGAAAAUAUUAUUUGUGCUCUAAUGUAGCAGCCAUCGGCGACACUGUCCGCCUUACAGAAUCCUCAAAGGUUUUUGAAACAUCUCCAUUCGAAAUGAACCAAUCUGUCAUUGACACAUACCUCAACCCACCACAAGAAACAGUCGAGGAAAUUCUCCAAUCACCACAAAAAAGAAUGGUUUCAGUCAGAGGUAUUUUACGAAAAUCAUCACAGAUCAUAGAAUCGCCCAAUAGUAAGAGGAAGGAGAUAACAAUAGAGUCGAUGGAAGGUACUUCCCGAGUAGUUUGUAAAUUGUGGGGAGACCAUGCCGACAAGUGUCUGCCGCAGAAUGAUGAAGUCGUGACUGUCUGCAACGUAGAAGUUGCAACAUUUAAAGAUAUAAUUUCACUAAAUUCAACCCUGCUUACUUCCAUAAAGGAAUCCGAAGAGAACACCAUAGUCGAAGGAAAAGUCGAAGGGGUAGAUUUUAGAGAGGACUUCAGCUAUCUCAUCAUUGACACAAAAACUUAUAAAGUAAAAACAACGGAACUGGAAAGAAUAUUUCCCAGAGGGUUCGAACAAGACAUACAUAUCAAAGGAAGCGCUCAUGGAUUUACCAUUGUUGAACUAGAGAAGAUCAACCCAGCAAAGAAACCUAAGAGAGAUUAAACUUUUCAAGAAAAGUACUUCUUUUGAACAAUUUGAACAACGCCCAUUUCAUUUCAGCUAUAAUUCAAAGCUCAAAUAAGCUUUUCUAAUCAUAAUUUGGUCGUCUGUCUAGCUGUCCGUCUGUCUGUAAACAUUUCAUAUUUUUAACUUCUUUUCAAGAACCACUGGACCAAUUUCAAUAAAACUAAACACAAAGCAUCCUUGACCACAGAAGACUCAACUACUAUCUUCAUAUGAAAGGCCAUGUAUGACCUCUUAUAAAGGGAAAUAAUGAAGACAUAAUUAAAAUUUUGUGGCAUGUUUGUAAAUCUCCUCAUCAAGAACCACAGAGUUGGGAAAAUAUAAAACUAAUCUGGAAACAUCUUCAAGUAUUGCACAUUACAAAAUUUGAUUUUUAAAUUAUGACCCCCAGAUAUAGCCUGAGGCCACCAGAUAUGAUCAAAGUUUAACAUACGAAUAUAUAAGAAAAAACUUUAAAAAAUCUUCUUAAAGACA